AUGAUAAGUGUUGACAAACUAUAAAACAACCACCUCGGAUCUGGACUCACACAGUUCAUCUUAACUUCGCUCCGCAAGUUCAUGAUAAAUCCAGCGAUGAUCUCUGCCUUGUGUGCGGUGUUCUUUGUACUCCAUGUGGGGCAACAUGCCCUCGCUGCCUCAUCCGAGUCCCUCUUAGGGCACCGUCAUCCCAUCAUCAGCAGUGGAGACAGGAUCGCACUGAGAAUGUCUUACACUAAUGGCAGUAACCUGAAAUACUACAUGCACUGCACUACAAGCUACUGCUACCGAAAUAACUGCCCCGGGGACACAGUGAUUAAGUCUGACAAGUGGUCUAAGUGCAAAUCCAUGACGUACAUCAUCCGGGCAAUCGGCAAGUCAGACAGCCAGCCAAUCAACAGCGGCGACAUGGUCACCAUCUCAUCUGGUUACUAUGGCAACAAAUACCACCUUCGAUGCUCAAAAUCUACAUCGUACAAGUGCAGAUUUAGUUCCAUCAACGAGAAAAAAUUCGAAGGAAACCAUUGGUUCGAAAACACCAUCGCUAUCUUCCAGAUCUUUUCCCGCAAUGCGAUUGACAACACCCCAGUGCAGUACGGGGACAUAGUGGGGUUGCGCUACCCCUACUACUACGCGGAUCGCUGGCUGUACCAUAGCGGGGGUCACUGGUACGCGCGCAAGUGCAGCAACACCGAUAAGAAGACGUGCGCGAAGACCGACUCCCCGACCGGCUUUCAAAUCUUCAAGCCUCGAUAGAACAAGAGUAGAGACACACGCGGCACACCCCAGAUAGCAUCAUGGGAAUAUAAUAGAUAAAGGUGGAUUAAAGUUAAAUGGAUACUGAUGCUGCCGCAGAUUAUGACAAUAAAAUGAACAUCAAUAACAAAAAAA
Molecule: messenger RNA, 891 nt
Organism: Nematostella vectensis (starlet sea anemone)
Lineage: Eukaryota; Metazoa; Cnidaria; Anthozoa; Actiniaria; Edwardsiidae
Exons: 4
Coding region: 82-756 (224 amino acids)
Source: RefSeq, a predicted model, not a curated record